AUGUCGAGCAGAGUAUGGUCGUUGGCGGAAGUCGCCCUGCACAACACGGCUAGGUCAGGGUUCUUUUAUCUAUACUUAGCAGACAUGGGAGUGGAUCCAUUGACAGUAUCGUUCCACUCGCACAGCUCGUGUUGGGUCAUCAUCCACAACAACGUCUAUGACAUGACCGAGUUCUUGCCGGACCAUCCGGGAGGUUCAAACAUCAUCUUGAAGUAUGCCGGACGUGAUGCUACGGCAGUGUAUGACCCUAUACACCCUCCAGAUGCACUGGAGAAGAACUUGCCGCCGGAGAAGUACCUUGGAGGCAUCGAUAUCGCCAGUGCUGUAUCACUGAAGGCAGCACAAGACUCCAAGCGUCAGACAAAGGAUGAGCUUCGGGUGGAGAAGGCUGUCACGGAGAAGCCGGCCAUCAACAGGAUGCUGAGCAUACAGGACAUCGAGGAUGUCGCCAUGAGAGUGAUGUCGUACAAGACAAUGUCCUACUAUGUCUCUGGCGCAGACGACGAGCUGACAAAACGCGAGAACGGCAAGGCCUUCUCUCGAUUCUUCUUCCACCCGCGUGUAAUGCGGCCUAUAUCCACGGUGGACCCGUCAACCACAAUCCUCGGUUUCAAAUCAACUCUGCCAAUAUUCGUCAGCGCCGCAGGCUUGGCGAAACUGGGCCAUCCUUUAGGUGAAGCGAGCAUAACCCGCGGAGCCGGGCGCACAGGCAUCAUCCAGAUGGUCUCCUCCGCAAGCUCGCUAUCCGUGACACAAAUCGCAGAAGCCCGCGUGAGGCCUUCGCAGCCGCUUUUCUUCCAGCUCUACAAGCACAAGGACAACAGGAUCGCGGAGGGGCGCAUACGCGAGAUCGAGCGGCUCGGCUACAAGGCGAUCUUCCUGACCGUCGACGCGCCGGUGGGCGGGAACCGCGAGCGCGACGUGCGCGCGCCGUUCGAGCUCGAGGACCAGGAACGCGAGGCGGAGCCAGAGGGCGCGGGCGAAGCGGCGCAGGAGAUGCCGCAGACCGAAGAAGACGUCGAGGAGAAGUCGGUGAACAUGGAUGGCACAAUCGGGAACUCGCUGCACAGCAUGGACGCGGACAUGACGUUUACGGAGACGGUCCCAUGGCUCCGAAGCGUCACCAAGCUACCUAUCGUCAUCAAAGGCGUUCAAUGCGUCGCGGACGCCGUACUAGCGGCGGAGGCGGGCGUCGACGGGAUUCUGUUGUCCAAUCAUGGAGGUCGACAGCUUGACUACUCCCUUCCCCCAUUGGAGGUACUCCAUAGAAUCCGGAAGCAGCGUCCGGAUAUCUUCGACAGGCUAGAAGGCGAGUGCGAGGUGUGCGUCUGCGAUGUAAUGACGCCCCUGAUACUGUUGUUCGCAGUCUACAUCGAUGCAACAAACUCAAUCCGCCUCACAGAUGUCCUCAAGGCGCUCUGUCUCGGCGCAAGAGCCGUUGGCCUCGGGCGCGCGUUCAUGUACGCAAAUAGCGCUUAUGGAGAAGCGGGAGUCGUACAGACGGUGCGUAUCAUGCAGCGCGAAAUCACCCUAGGAAUGCGUCUUCUGGGCGUUACGAGCGUGGAGGAGUUGGUACCGGAGAUGGUGGAACGUGUAGACUGGCAGCCCACGCUUGCUAGGUUGUGAUUGGUUUGUACCCGUCUUCCGGACGCGAGAAGAGCUUGAAUCGCCGAGAUUGAGACCCUACACUUAACGCAGCGUAGACUCUAGAGGCAGCUAGUAUACAUAUAUAGACACAUGAUGACUAACGACUCACCGGCCUACCUCCUUCGGGUGUCCAGUCCGAGAACACUAAUGACGCAGGGAGCCAAGCACGCUGCAACAUAUUAUAGUACUGUGGUAUCGCGGUGCACUUCCAUUCUAUACGUUUCCCGCAGAUUAACACCGGUCGGACACAACAAGGGGAGAACACCCACGUAUUACAAUAGCUACGGCUACAUGCCAAGUCGAUCCGUCACCUAGCUAACAACCCGACGUUACGAAACGGGA
Rhodofomes roseus is the source of this 1989-nucleotide messenger RNA. RefSeq names its product FMN-dependent dehydrogenase-domain-containing protein. Gene Ontology annotation, biological process: lactate metabolic process. The coding region runs from base 1 to 1626 and encodes 541 amino acids. Gene Ontology annotation, molecular function: L-lactate dehydrogenase (cytochrome) activity; heme binding. Lineage: Eukaryota; Fungi; Basidiomycota; Agaricomycetes; Polyporales; Fomitopsidaceae. The record is from RefSeq and is a predicted model, not a curated record. The transcript is spliced from 13 exons.